AACAAAAUACCAAAAAUAUCUUUUUAGUACGAUGAAAGGGAAGGACGUACACUUCACUGACCAAAGAACUUCUUUUCACUUUCCCUUUUCUUCUUCUUCUUUUUGAAUAAAUCAUUGAUAUUGCCUGCAGAUCAGAAGAAGAAAGAAUGCGAGAAAGACAUUGGAAGAGUGGAAGUGAUAUUGGCUGCAGUUGAUCGAUCAGAAGAAGAAAGAUUGUGAGAAAGAUGUUGGAAGAGUGGAAGUGAUAUUGCCUGCAGUUGAUCAGAAGAAGAAAGAUUGUGAGAAAGAUAUUGGAAGAGUGGAAAUGAUGGAGGGGCAACGUUCAAAGACAAAGAGAGCAGCUUUUAGUGAUCGCGGUUACCUUGAUGUUGUGCUUUCUUGGUCCCUUGAAGACAUCUACGAUGAGAACCUUUACAAGAACCAGGUAGAAAAAAUUCCACAGGCGUUUGAAAAUGUUGGGCAGUAUUUUGGGUCAUACGUUUACCCCUUGCUGGAAGAGACUCGUGCACAACUGCAAUCAAGUAUGGAGAUUAUAUCAAACGCUCCAUUUGCUGAAGUAAGAGCAUUUGAUGAAUCUAAGCCGUAUGGGAAGAAUUUGUAUGAUGUUAAGAUUGAUUCUUGGAGAAACAGAUUCAGUUCUCCUGGGAAGGAGCCCUACAAAACACUGCCUGGAGAUUUAUUUGUUUUAGCAGAUGCUAAACCUGAUGAUGUUUCUGAUUUACAGAGAACAGGAAGGCAAUGGUCUUUUGUAACGGUCACUAAAAUCCAAGAGGAUGAAAACGAGGAUAAUAGCACAUCUACUAGUUUUAAAGUCAAGGCGUCAAAAGACAUUGGAGAUGAUGCUGGGAUACAGAAAUCAUUGUUUCUGAUUUUCUUGAUAAAUACAGUCACUAACAAGAGAAUAUGGAAUGCCUUGCACAUGUCUGGGAAUCUGGAGAUUAUCAAAAACGUUCUGAGCACUAAUUCUUUGAUUGAGGAAGAUGGUGGUCUCUGUUGUGCACAGAGAGGUGGGAGCUGGGAUGAGAAAUUUGUGACAAGUGUUACUUCUAAACUGGAUGAAUCGCAAACCAAGGCAGUUCUGGCAUGUCUCCAUAAGAUACAUUGCAACCACAAAUCAGCUGUGGAACUUAUAUGGGGUCCUCCAGGUACAGGGAAAACAAAAACUACCAGUACACUGCUCUUUACCCUUUUAAAAAUGGGAUGUAGGACUCUUACCUGUGCCCCAACAAAUGCUGCAAUUACAACAGUGGCCUCUUGCACUUUAAAGCUGGUGAAAGAAUCCUUCGAAACUAACAAUUGGAGCGGUGCUUUGUUUUUCUCAUUGGGAGAUAUUCUCUUAUUUGGGAGUAAGGAGCGGCUGCAAUUUGGUUCAGACGUUGAAGAGAUACAUUUGGAUUAUCGGGUCAAAAGGCUUACUGAGUGCUUAGGACCUCUGACUGGUUGGAGGCAUUCUUUUGCUUCAAUGAUUGAUCUUCUUGAAGAUUGUGUUUCUCAAUAUAAAAUCUUCUUGGAGAAUGAAUCUCUCAAGGAGAGAGAACACAACAAUGAAAAUGAAAUCAAAAAGAAAGGUAGUAGUAUUAGCAAGAGGGAGUGCAACUCAUUUCUGGAUUUUUUGAGGAAAAGAUUUGUUUCUACUUCACCAUCAGUCAAAAAUUGUAUUCUCGUCUUUUGUAUGCAUUUACCAAAAAAAAACGUUCUGGAACAAAAUUUCCAAAACAUGGUCUCUCUUAUUGGCUUGCUUGAGUCUUUUGAAACCUUGUUGUUUCAAGAUAAUGUGGAAUCUGAAGUACUGGAGGAACUUUUUUCGCGUUCGGAAUUAGCUGCGGAUAUAUCUCAGUCAUUCAUGGAUAUGCCAUUCCAGUUGUAUGAAAGGAGAAGUGAGUGUCUGUCUGUUUUAAGGACUCUUAACCGUUCGUUUAAUAAACUUCACCUCCCAAACAUUAUGAACAAACAGUCAGUAGCGGAAUAUUGUCUUCAAACAGCUUCCUUACUUUUUUGCACUGCUUCAAGUUCUUCUAAGCUGCACUCAAUGGCAAUGAAACCACUGAGCAUUCUGGUCAUUGAUGAAGCUGCACAAUUAAAGGAGUGCGAGUCAGCCAUACCAUUACAACUUCUGGGUUUAAGGCAUGCGAUUCUUGUUGGCGAUGAGUGCCAAUUACCAGCAAUGGUUGAAAGCAAUAUUUCUGAUGAAGCUGGCUUUGGGAGAAGUUUAUUUGAGAGAUUGAGCUCAUUGGGUCACUCAAAGCAUCUUCUCAAUAUACAGUACCGGAUGCAUCCAUCCAUAAGUUUCUUCCCAAAUUCAAAAUUUUAUCACAAACAGAUCUUAGAUUCUCCAAAUGUUAAAAGAAGAGGCCACAAAAAGCACUACCUUUCUGGGCCAAUGUUUGGUCCCUAUUCUUUUAUCAAUGUAGUAGGUGGAAGAGAAGAGAAGGAUGAUGUUGGGCGUAGUAGGAGAAACAUGGUUGAGGUUGCUGUUGUUAUGAAAAUAAUGCUGAACUUAUACAAAGCUUGGGAUGGUUCAGAACAGAAACUCAGCGUUGGUGUUGUCUCUCCUUAUGCUGCCCAAGUAGUUGCAAUUCAAAAGAAACUUGGACAGAAGUACGAUAACCUUGACGGGUUUGCUGUGAAGGUUAAAUCAGUUGAUGGGUUCCAAGGUGGGGAAGAGGACAUAAUAAUAAUAUCAACUGUAAGAUCUAAUAGUUGUGCAUCAAUUGGGUUCUUAUCAAAUCCUCAGAGAACUAAUGUUGCUCUUACAAGGGCUAGGCAUUGUCUAUGGAUUUUGGGAAAUGAAAGAACGCUGUCUAAUAGUGAAUCUGUUUGGGAAGCCUUGGUCUGUGAUGCUAAGAAUCGCCAAUGUUUCUUUAAUGCCGAUGAAGAUCAUGAUUUGAAAAAAGCAAUAUUGGAUGUGAAGAAAGAGUUUGAACAAUUUGACGAUUUGCUCAAUGGGGAUAGCAUACUUUUCAGAAGUGCUAGGUGGAAGGUUCUUUUCAGUGAUAACUUUCUGAAGUCAUUUCAAAAACUGAAGUCUGUACAAACAAAGAAAUCAGUUAUACACUUUCUAGUUAAACUUUCUAGCGGAUGGAGACCCAAGAGGAAGCAUGUAGAUCCCAUUUGUGGAGGUUCUUCACAGAUUUUAAAGCAAUUUGAGGUUGAAGGUCUUUAUGUUGUUUGUGCAAAUGACAUAGUAAAAGAUUGGAGUGACAUGGUGAAGGAAUUUAGGUACUGUCAAGUUUUGAAGAUCUGGGACAUAUUAUCUGCAGAGGAUAUUCCAAAAUUAAUCAAACGUCUUGAUAUUAUGUUUGGAAAAUAUACAGAUGACUUUUUUAAACACAGCAAAGAGAGAUGUCUGGAGGGGAAUUUGGAAGUUCCGAAGAGUUGGUCAUAUUCUUCUGACAUUGUCAGGAUUAAGAAUCUUGAUAGCAGUGAAAAUGAGAUUGAUUUAAGUGGUUCUGCUUCUAAUGGAAGAAGUUAUGUUGAGAAUGUAAAGGUGAGUGAGAGUCUGAUGCUGAUGAAAUUUUACUCCUUAUCAUCAGGUGUAGUGGGCCAUUUGCUUUCUUAUCAUGAUGGUGGCGAAUUGGAUCUUCCAUUUGAAGUAACUGAACAAGAGUUGGAGAUAAUCCUUUUUCCUGGAAGUACCUUUAUACUUGGCCGGUCAGGUACUGGGAAAACAACUGUUUUGACUAUGAAGUUAUUUCAAAAAGAAAAACUACACCAUAUGGCAAAAGACUUAUUCUAUGGUGUCAAGAGUGAUAGACCUGUGCAUAGUCAGGAAAAGGAAGCCGAGGAGACUAUUUCAGAAAAAGAGCGUGCGGUACUGCGCCAGCUUUUCGUGACAGUCAGUCAUAAACUGUGUUAUGCUGUCAAACAACACGUUUCUCAUUUGAAAAGCUCUGCCUGUGGUGGUAAUUAUUCCAAAGGAAGCAAUUCAAUUGAUAUUGAUGAUUUUGGUGAUGCAACUCAAUUCAAGGAUGUCCUAGAUACUUUUGUUGAUGUUCCACCCAAGGCAUACCCUCUUGUCAUUACAUUUCAUGAUUUUCUGAUAAUGCUUGAUGGAACUGUGGGUAAUUCGUACUUUGAAAGAUUCCAUGAAGUAAGGAAACAUUCUCUUGGUAAAGUUCGUGCUGGAUCUGUUGCCUUACAGACAUUUAUAAGGAAUAGAGAAGUUAAUUAUGAAAGGUUUAGUUCAUCAUACUGGCCCCAUUUCAGUACCCAACUGACUAAGAAUCUUGACUCUUCAAGAGUUUUUACAGAGAUUAUUUCUCAUAUAAAAGGUGGCCCACAAGCUCUAGAGCCAGGUGAUGGUAUACUCAGUGGUGAAGACUAUGUUUUACUAUCAGACAGCAGAGUGUCCAGUUUAAAUAGACAGAAGAGAGAGAAUAUUUAUGAAGCCUUUCAAAAUUAUGAAAAAAUGAAGGUUGAAAAUGGUGACUUUGAUAUGGCUGAUCUUGUAAUUGAUCUUCAUCGUCGAUUGAGAGUUGAAAGAUAUGAGGGUGAUGAAAUUGAUUUUGUAUAUGUGGAUGAGGUGCAGGAUCUGACAUUGAGCCAAAUUUCACUAUUCAAAUAUAUCUGCAAAAAUGUAGAAGAAGGUUUUGUUUUCUCUGGUGACACAGCACAGACAAUUGCGAGGGGAAUUGAUUUUAGAUUCCAGGAUAUACGAUCUCUGUUCUACAAGAAGUUUCUACUGGAGUCUAAGAGUUGUGGACAUGAUAAAAGAAAAGAGAAAGGGAUAAUCUCAGAUAUUUUCCAUUUAAGCCAAAAUUUCCGUACUCAUGAUGGGGUUCUUAAACUGUCACAGAGUGUUAUUGAACUUCUUUAUCAUUUCUUUCCUCAUUCUAUUGAUGUUUUGCAGCCUGAGACUAGUCUCAUAUAUGGUGAAGCUCCAAUCUUGCUUGGAUCAGGGAACAAUCAAAACACAAUCAUUACUAUUUUUGGAAAUAUUGGAAAAGCUGGAAGGAGUAUUGUUGGCUUUGGUGCGGAGCAGGUAAUAUUGGUACGAGAUGAUCAUGUUCGGAAGGAAAUUACCAAAUAUGUUGGGAAGCAAGCUCUUGUUCUAACUAUUGUGGAGUGCAAGGGCCUUGAGUUUCAGGAUGUAUUGUUGUACAACUUUUUUGGCUCUUCACCUCUGAAAAAUCAGUGGAGGGUGAUAUAUAAAUAUAUGAACGAGCAAGAUUUACUCAACUCAACUUCUAUCUCUUUCCCAAGUUUCAAUGAGGCUAAGCACAAUGUCUUGUGCUCAGAACUGAAGCAACUUUAUGUGGCUGUCACUCGUACGAGGCAGAGGUUGUGGAUCUGUGAGAAUGUAGAGGAGUUCUGCAUUCCUAUGUUUGACUAUUGGAAGAAAAAGUGUCUUGUCCAAGUCAGACAGCUGGAUGACUCACUUGCUCAGGCAAUGCAAGUUUCCAGCAGCCCAGAGGAGUGGAGGUUGCGGGGCAUCAAGUUGUAUCGUGAGUAUAACUAUGAAAUGGCGACAAUGUGCUUCGAGAGAGCUGGAGAUAAAUAUUGGGAAAGACGGUCUAAGGCUUCUGGCCUUAGAACUACGGCUGACUGCAUGCGCCAUUCAAAUCCUGAAGCAGCAAACAUGAUCCUUAGGGAAGCUGCUGAAAUAUUUGAAGCCAUAGGCAAGGCUGAUUCUGCUGCCCAAUGUUUCUCUGAUUUGGGGGAGUAUGAAAGAGCAGGGUGGCUUUAUUUGGAAAAGUGUGGCGAGUCUGGGCUGAAAAGCGCUGGCGAAUGCUUUUUUCUAGCCAAAUGCUAUGAACGUGCAGCUGAUGUGUAUGCUAGGGGCUAUUUUUUCUCAGACUGUUUGAAAGUUUGCUCCAAAGGAAAAUUAUUUGACAUGGGUUUUCAGUACAUUCAGCAUUGGAAACAACAUGCAGUUACAGAUUCUGGUGUGGUUAGGAUAAGAAAAGAAAUAGACAAAAUUGAACAAGAGUUUUUAGAGAGUUGUGCUUUUCAUCAUUAUAAGCUUAAGGAUAGCAGAUCCAUGAUGAAAUUUGUUAAAGCUUUUCAAUCCAUAGAUUUGAUGCGCAAAUUCUUGAAGUUCUAUGGUUGUCUUGAUGAGCUUCUGAUGUUGGAAGAAGAUUCAGGAAACUUCUUGGUGGCUGCAAACAUUGCGAGGCAGAGAGGGGAGAUUCUACAUGAAACUGACCUCCUAGGGAAGGCUGGGAAUUUCACAGAAGCAUCCUUGUUAAUUCUUAUGUAUGUUAUGUCCAACUCACUUUGGCAACUUGGAAGCUAUGGCUGGCCGUUAAAGCAGUUUACACAGAAGCAGAAGCUUUUAGCAAAAGCCAAGACAUUUGCAAAGAAAGAGUCAAAAAACUUUUUUGAGUUUUUUUGUACUGAGGCUGAUGUUUUAUCAAAUGAGCAGAGUAACUUGUCCACGAUGAAAAAUUAUUUGAAUGCAGCUCACAAACAUAAGAGUGUUGGAGGUGGAAUAAUAUGUGCGCGAAAAAUUCUAGAUGCUCAUCUUCAUUCAAACUCCUCAAAGUAUGUAUGGGAAGAUAAUUUUGUUUUUGAUCUAAAAAAGCAUUCAGAACAGAAGAUCGCUACAAAUCAGAUUUCCUUAGAAACACUGAUUUGCUUUUGGAAUCUUUGGAAAGAUAAGAUUGUGAAUAUCAUUGAAUACCUCGGAUGUCUUCAAACCCAAGCUGUCAAUGAAUAUGGAGAUUUUUGCUUGAAUUACUUUGGAGUGCGGAAGCAGUUUGAUAAUGAUAGUGCCAUCUAUCUUUUGCUCAACCCUGAUGCAGAUUGGGUGAGACAAUUGGAUAAUAGAUUUCUUCAUCAGAACGGGAAGCUGGUUUCUAUCACCUUUCACAAGUUUGUUUCAACUGCACAAAGUUAUUGGUGUUCAGAAUUACUUUCUGUUGGUAUGAAGGUUUUGGACAGUGUCAAAGCCCUUUAUGAUUUGUCAUUAAAGAAUUCUCUCUCCAUGUUCUGCCAAAGCAUAUCUCUUACUCAUAUCUAUGAGGUUGCGAAGUUUCUUUUGGAAUCCGAAUAUCUGGACCUCAAGUUCCAUGAUAAUAAGGCAUUGUGGCAAUAUGUCAAACUUUCCACUAAUAUCUUCGGCUACAUAUUUCAUCUGGACUGGCAGAAAUCUUUGGCAGAGAACAUGUAUUCUUUGAGAGGAACUGAGGUUAUGAAGAAUUUAUUAAAACAAGUCAUACGUGGAAACAUCAGCUCAAAGGGUAGGUUGACUUAUGGGCAAAUUGGAAGAGUUGUAAUGGUAAUUCUUGGAUUGGGUAAGCUUGACAAUGAUUUAUGUAAGGAGAUUUUGGAUAGGUUUGAUGGGAUUAACAAGGAUCUGCCCUGGAAGACCUUCAUUGAAACUCUCUUUGUGAAUAUGGGAUCAAAAAUUCCACAGGGUACCGUGCCUGACAAUAGCAGUGAAUCUCCAAGAGUGUUAUCCCUUCUGUUGACGCUCAACGAAGCUUUGGUAAAUACGUACAGGGUAGGCUGGAUUAAAGAAAGGGACUAUAUGUCACCUGGUUGUUUCUUGUAUAUUGUUGAGCGUCUACUGAUGUUGGCAUCAUACUCCCAGGGUUACUUUAUCACUUCAAAGUCUUCUUUUGCUGAAUGGUUUAUCUACCAAGAGGGAGAUACUAACCCAGAUUCCACUUCUUUGGCUGAAAUGCAACCAUCUCUUGAAAAAAUUUACCACUUUGUUGUCUAUGAAGUUGUUAUGCCACUUAUUUAUAAUAAGAAGGAUACAAUGAAAUGGAUCAAAAUGUCUGGUAUAUAUGCGAAAGACUACUAUCCUCUGAUGGUGUUGAGAUUGGUUACCAUAAUAUGUUUGGUUCAUCUGAACUGUGGGAAGUUUUCAGAUUUACUUUUUGAUUUGCUUCAAAGGAGCUAUAUUACUGUGCAACUUCCAUGGGACUUUCAUGAUGUCCUUCGGAGAAGAUUGAAACAUUUCCACAAUGUAAAAGUGAUUGCUGAAGCAUUUAAAAAAAUUAACAAUCCUCUUGUAAUUGUGAGUUUGGGAAAAAAUUGUUCACAAUUUCUAUGUCCAGAUGUCAUUUUUGUGGACAUGACGGUAAAACAGUGCAGGGAGGACAUUUUAAGAGUCUUGUUUCCAAAGACAGCCAAAGCCUUGCAAGGUCAAACUGGAAUUAUUGAAGUGGAAACAACUCAUUCUUGCAGUGAUGAAGUGCUUUCAUCCGGCAGUUAUGUUCAGGAGGGUUGUAAACUUGCACCUUCAAACUUUGUUUUGAACAACAUGAAUGGAACCAUGCUGCCAAUGGAUUAUAGUUUCUUUUGGGAAAUGUUUGAAGCAUUGAAGUCAUUGGAGAAUGGUAGAGAUCCAAAGAACUUUUUGGCCAAUGCUCAAAUAAUCAAGGUGGAUGUUGACAAAUGUAUUCUCCUUGUAAAUACUGUUGUGAACGAAAGCCUUCAGAAUACUCUUUUCCUCUUUUCCUGCAUGCUUGAUGAACUGAAGCUACUUUCUGCUGCAUUGGGUGUGAGUGAACCGGAGCUUGGGAAGGAUAUGUCAACAAUUGGAGAACUUUCCAAGAGAUUGCUGUCAAGAAGGCCAAUGGUGGAACCUAUAUUGAGUCAGCAAUUCUUGCAGCAGGGCACAAGCAUUCUGGUUGAGACAUCAGAAGCUACAAGUACAUCUGUUGACCAGGAGAAUGCGGAGAAUGGUAGCAAGGAUAAGACAAAUAGUAGUGCUGAUCAUAAGGGUAAGUCAAAGGCCUUAGAAGCUGAUUUUGUCUGGAGCCAACAGUAAAAACAGUCAGGAAACUGAAAACAAGGGGGAAGGGGAAAAAGGCCAAAAAUAAAGACGAGUGGUAAAGGAGGAUGGAAGUGAUAAAUAGGUGCGUAUGAGCUGAAAUGUGCUAUGAAAUUUUAUGUUUCAAAAAUGUUCUUCAUACGCACUUGAAAGUGUUGAACUAUAUAGCAUUUUAGAACAUAUCGUUGAAAUUUGAAGCUCAAUAUUUGGUAGUAUUAUUGUAAUUGGCAUUUGGCAAUGCUAUGGCACUUGUAGUUUUAGGUCCUA
This is a messenger RNA of Alnus glutinosa, 8992 nucleotides long. RefSeq lists its product as uncharacterized. Lineage: Eukaryota; Viridiplantae; Streptophyta; Magnoliopsida; Fagales; Betulaceae. Gene Ontology annotation, molecular function: ATP binding; helicase activity; protein binding. The transcript has 14 exons. The record is from RefSeq and is a predicted model, not a curated record. Bases 305 to 8722 code for a protein of 2805 amino acids.